Messenger RNA from Paramecium sonneborni, 1347 nucleotides. The record is from the annotation of a GenBank genome assembly. NCBI's taxonomy places the organism in Eukaryota, Ciliophora, Oligohymenophorea, Peniculida, Parameciidae.
GUAAGAAUCAAGUAAUUAAUAAAUUAUUAAAUAACAAGUAAAGCAUCAAGAAGAUGUUUCUGGACCUUGUAUUUAAUUUUUGCUGUUCAAAACGGUAGAGAGAUGAAAAGGAUACAAAAUCACAAAAUAGUAAUAAAAGUUAAGAGGAACAAUUUUUAGAACAAAGAAGAAUUGAGUUGGAUAUUGGUAAAACUGCAAUGAAUUAACAAUUAAGUAGCAUAAAUUAUUAAGUUUUUUUAAGAAUCUAAGCCAGCAUCAUCAAUUGGAUCACCUACAGAUAACUAUCUCUAAUUAAAUGAAGAAAAAUAAUAAAAAAAGAGUAGUUUUGAAGAAGACAAUAUAUAAGAGAAUUAAUUUGAAUAUUAAAUAGAGGAUAGUAAUAAAGGAAAUCAUUAUCAAGUGAAUAAUAAUUAAGUCAAGCGGUAUUUAUUAAAUAAAUUUUAUUGCUAAUAGUUCUAAAUCUCAAGAGAAGAUAGAAAAAGGAUUGAAAAAAAAGAUAGGUAAAACAAAGGAGAAACAAGAAGGAGAUAAAAGGGUUGUAAAGAUUUGGUAACCUGAGGAAGAUUAAAGACUGAGAAAGUUAUACUAAGAAUAUUAGGGAAAUUGGAGUAAAAUAAUUCAAUUUAUGCCUGAACGAAAUAUAUCAUAAUGUUCUUAGAGAUGGAGAAGGAUAAAUCCUAUUUAAGUUAUUGUUGAGAUGAUAAUUUUUAGAAUAAAUAAAAGUGGACCUAGGAAGAGGAUUCAAAGUUGGUUUAACUUGUUGCAGAAGAAGGAAAGAAUUGGACUAAAUUGGCCAGACAUUUUUAAGGGAGAACAGGAAAAUAAAUAAGAGAAAGAUAUCUUAAUAAAUUAGAUCCUGCUCUUAAUUUUGUACCUUGGACAGAAUAAGAAGAUUAAGAGAUAGUCAAAUAUUAUAAUUAAUAUGGUGCAAAAUGGAGUGUUGUUGCUUCUCAUUUAUAGGGAAGAUCUGUAUAAUUAAUUAAAUUAUGUAGGAAAAUAUGGUGAAAAAUAGAUUUUAUUCACAUAUUUAAAAACAUUUGUUAGGUCGAUAAAAUAAAUAUCAAAUUGUUUAUAAUUCUGGUCACAUUCAAUAGAAUGGCACUUAAUAAAUGUAAGUAGGAAAUCAAAAUAUGGAUGUUGAAUAUUCUGAUACUUCAAAUAGUGAAUAAAAAUUAGUGCAUUCAGAAAAUUAUUCAGUAAAUACUUAUACUAUUUAUUCUAUAGUCCUCUAUGGGAUCAAGUACAUUUACUUUUUCUUAUUAUGAAGAUGAUGAUUUUAGUGGUUAAGAUAUAAUAUAUGAUAAUUAAUUUGAAUAGGAUUUCGAUGAAAAAGCAAGAGUUUAUUGA